UCGUGUCCUGUCCGCCCGUUGUAUUUCGUUAUAACAAUCCGCGAGUUCGUGUGCUGAAAUUGUGUCGUAAAUAAUUUAUGAAUACUUUUCGCGAAAACGUUUUUGAUUAAAAGAAAAGCGCAUUUGUGUUUCUGUGGUAGCUAUAGAAAUAUUAUCAAGGUUUUAAUUUUUGAAGAUGCUAUGGAGUGCAGCUGCAGCGGUGAGAUGACGAACUCGAACACAAUGGAAUUCAACACCUCGAACUGGAACGGUUAAAACUGUGACAUCAACAAGGACAGAUAGAUCGGGAUUACUAUGGAGAUGAACGGGACGGAAACACGUGGCGAGGAAGCUAUAUCGCUGGCGUUAAGCGUGGCCGUCACCGUCAUCUCCGCUAUUGGGUUGCUGUUAAACGCAUAUAUAUUAUUCAUCAUUGUUAUUACUAAACAGCCGGCGUCGGCAUCGUCCGUGCUUCUGGUGCACUUGGGCGCGGUGGGUGCGCUAGCGAGCGGCGCGGCACUGUGCUGGGGAGGUGGCGCGUGCGCGUGCGGCGCGCUGUUACAUGCACUGCACCCGCUGCAGCUGUGGACUGUAUGCGGCCUGCACGCCGACCGUGCCGCUGCCAUCGCCGCACCGCUGCACUACGCCGCCAUCGUAUCUGCGCGGAAGGUUUUAAUAUGUCUCGUUGGAGGAUGGAUGGCAACUGCAGCCCUCUUGGCACCGCUAGCAGCGGCGCAACCGCCGCUAACGUACAGUAUGGGCCUCGGAAUAUGCACCCCGGAUUGCGGCGCGGGACCUACGGCGCUGGGAUUCUGUAUACUCUACUCUUUUCUGACUCUGUUAUUACCCACCACACUUGUCCUGGUUUGUAGUUUGAAAAUACUACGUAUAGCCCGUUACCAUCGACAUAGAAUCGCAGCUGCUAUCUACGAAGUGACAUUGUCAGCUCAAGUUACAGUUACCCAUCAACGUAAUCCUUUCUCUCCCCCGCCACCGCCGCGAAGGCGAGCGUUGUCCGCGGUACUACAACCUCUUGCCUCUCUGGCAUUACUCUAUUUUCCCUACUACUGUAUUUUGAUCUGGCCGGCAGUUGCCAUACCACCGCAAUCGCUAGCUGCUCUAUCAGCUACUCUCCUAGCAGCUGCUCCUCCCGUCAAUGGCAUUUUAUAUGGUAUCCGCAGUAGGGCUUUAAGAGACUCACUUCGAAACUAUAGGAGAAAAAGGAUGACGAAAAGUGAGGUGACUCAGGAGAUCCAGGCUCGGACGCCCAGCGCGUGUGGUUCUAGACGACCAUCAUUGUCAGCGGGUUCUGGGUGCAUCCGACCACCGACAACGAGGCGGCUGUCCGAUGCUGCAGCGAUGGGGUCUCGAGGAUCGGAAAGACCGGCCCAGCGAGCCGCCUCUUGCAACGUGUUGCAAGAUUCACAGGAAGAAGAAUAUCGAAGGCCUAGAUCGUCGGCCAUACCUUUGAUCCGAGCGCCACCACACGUCGUAUUAGGCCGGGCCCUGGGGCUUGAAGAAGGGAUUAGCAGAGAUCGGCGCCGUCGUCAAUCGCCUCGUAUUACCGUCACUCGGGCUAUGUCAGAUGAGAGCGAAUCGCCCUCUCGUCGGCCGCUGUGUCGCCAGCAGUCACGCUCGAGUGGUGCUCUGCUGGGCACCAUGUCAUGUUCCCGGGCGCUCUCCGAGAACAUGCAACUCGACAAUCCAGCCGACGAACAGUAUCUGCUCUCUUGGCCUCAACGUGCUCAUGUCAAACACGAGAUUUUAUAAAACGGGUAUAUUUAAGUCAUGCUUUUGAAAAUUAUG
Papilio machaon (common yellow swallowtail) is the source of this 1785-nucleotide messenger RNA. RefSeq lists its product as uncharacterized. Bases 295 to 1749 code for a protein of 484 amino acids. Gene Ontology annotation, molecular function: G protein-coupled receptor activity. The record is from RefSeq and is a predicted model, not a curated record. Gene Ontology annotation, cellular component: membrane. Gene Ontology annotation, biological process: G protein-coupled receptor signaling pathway. The transcript has 4 exons. Lineage: Eukaryota; Metazoa; Arthropoda; Insecta; Lepidoptera; Papilionidae.